Maniola jurtina (meadow brown) is the source of this 812-nucleotide messenger RNA. RefSeq names its product peptidyl-prolyl cis-trans isomerase-like (gene Cypa). Lineage: Eukaryota; Metazoa; Arthropoda; Insecta; Lepidoptera; Nymphalidae. The record is from RefSeq and is a predicted model, not a curated record. The transcript is spliced from 2 exons. Bases 102 to 599 code for a protein of 165 amino acids. Gene Ontology annotation, cellular component: intracellular membrane-bounded organelle. Gene Ontology annotation, biological process: protein folding; protein peptidyl-prolyl isomerization. Gene Ontology annotation, molecular function: peptidyl-prolyl cis-trans isomerase activity.
UCUAUGACUUCUUUAAUUUCCGCCCGGCAUUAACGGAGACGCAUCGUCAUUCUGUCGUGCUUUUCUAUAGAUAGGUUGGUGAAUCAAAGGAAGUUACAAAAAUGAGCUUGCCCCGAGUUUUCCUGGAUGUGGCUGUCGAUGGUGCACCCUUGGGAAGAAUCGUUGUUGAGUUAAGAUCGGAUGUCACUCCCAAGACAUGUGAAAACUUCCGUGCGCUCUGCACAGGUGAAAAGGGCUUUGGCUACCGAGGCUCCACCUUCCACCGUGUCAUCCCCAACUUCAUGUUGCAAGGGGGUGACUUCACCAACCACAACGGCACCGGUGGAAAGUCCAUCUAUGGUGAGAAGUUCGCUGAUGAGAACUUCAUCCUCAAGCACACCGGACCUGGUGCUCUGUCUAUGGCAAACGCUGGCCCCAACACUAAUGGCUCUCAAUUCUUUAUCACCACGGUGAAGACCUCCUGGCUGGACGGCAGACACGUAGUCUUUGGCAAUGUAGUGGAGGGCAUGGAUGUAGUCAAGCAAGUGGAAGCUAUGGGCUCUCAGUCUGGUAAACCAUCCAAGAAGGUCAUCAUUGCGGAUUGUGGCCAGCUUUCUUAAGAUAAUACUGUAAUAUUUAUAAAAUAAAAUGCGAUAUUUUAAGUUAAAUGUAAUGUCCUCCCAAAAUGAACCUUCCCAGUCAGUAUGUAUCUGUAUAAAAUUUGAGGUCAUUCCAAUAUGUUAAAAAAAAUUAAGUAUGAUCUAGAGUUGCGACUAAAAUUUGCAUUUACUUCUGUGCAUUGUUUAUUCAUAAUAAAUUAACUUAUAUAACUA